CAUCAUCAUUGUAAAUCGUAAUCAUAUCAUAUCUUCUCUUCCAAAAAUCAAAAAUCUUCUUCACGGAUAAGAAGAAAAAAAGAACACUGCACCUUACUAUUAUUAUUUCGCUUUUGCUUUUUUCGCAUCUCUCUAUCAUUCUCUUUCACAUUCUCUGCCUUUUUUUUUUUUUUUUUUUUUUUUUUUUUUUNUGAAAUCGCAUCUUUGGGUCUGGGUUUGUUGUGUUGUGGAGUAAAUUAGGGUUUUUUUUUGUGUGUGUGUGUGUGUGUGUUUGAUUUCUUUGUAAAAAAAAAAUGGACAAGUACGAGCUAGUUAAAGACAUCGGUGCUGGUAAUUUCGGAGUCGCUAGGCUCAUGAAAGUCAAAAACUCCAAAGACCUCGUUGCUAUGAAGUACAUCGAGCGUGGCCCUAAGAUUGAUGAGAACGUGGCGAGAGAGAUUAUAAAUCAUAGAUCACUUCGUCAUCCUAAUAUCAUCCGCUUUAAGGAGGUAGUUUUGACACCAACGCAUAUCGCUAUUGCUAUGGAAUAUGCUGCUGGUGGUGAGCUAUUUGAGCGUAUAUGUACCGCUGGAAGGUUUAGUGAAGAUGAGGCAAGAUACUUUUUUCAGCAGCUUAUAUCGGGAGUUAGCUAUUGCCACGCUAUGCAAAUAUGCCACAGAGAUUUGAAGCUUGAAAAUACCCUCUUGGAUGGAAGUCCUGCUCCACGUCUUAAGAUCUGUGAUUUUGGUUACUCCAAGUCCUCGCUGUUGCACUCUAGGCCCAAAUCAACUGUUGGAACUCCUGCAUAUAUUGCUCCUGAGGUUCUUUCUCGCAGAGAGUAUGAUGGCAAGAUGGCUGAUGUAUGGUCUUGUGGUGUGACUCUUUAUGUGAUGCUGGUGGGAGCAUACCCAUUUGAAGACCAGCAGGAUCCCAAAAACUUCAAAAAAACGAUACAAAGAAUAAUGGCUGUCCAGUACAAGAUCCCGGACUAUGUCCAUAUCUCACAAGAUUGCAAGCAUCUCCUCUCCCGAAUAUUUGUCGCCAACUCAAUCAAGAGGAUUACUAUAGCUGAAAUCAAGAAACAUCCAUGGUUCCUAAAGAACCUGCCAAGGGAACUUACAGAGACAGCACAAGCUGCAUACUUUAGGAAAGAAAACCCGACAUUCUCUCUCCAGAGUGUCGAAGAGAUUAUGAAGAUUGUUGAAGAGGCGAAAACUCCUGCUCCAGUUUCUCGAUCCAUAGGAGCAUUUGGGUGGGGAGGAGUAGAUCAUGCUGAGAGCAAGGAGGAAGAUGCAGAGGAAGAAGUUGAGGAAGUAGAAGAAGAAGACGUAGACGAAGAAGAUGAGUAUGAUAAGACGGUGCAGCAAGUGCAUGCUAGCAUGGGAGAAGUCCGAGUCAGUUAAACACAACAACAACAAAAAAAGAUUGGUAGAUUGGUUUUCUUGUCAAGAAAAGUUUCUAAAACCCAAAAAGAAACGGUGUUCGUUGGUCUGUCGAAUCUGUCUCUUGCAAAGUUAUCUAUUAUAUUUCAGAUUUCUCAUAAACCUGAAUCCCUCUGUUUAAGUGCCAACCUUGUCAGGACU
This is a messenger RNA of Camelina sativa (false flax), 1562 nucleotides long. RefSeq names its product serine/threonine-protein kinase SRK2B. Gene Ontology annotation, cellular component: nucleus. Lineage: Eukaryota; Viridiplantae; Streptophyta; Magnoliopsida; Brassicales; Brassicaceae. Gene Ontology annotation, biological process: protein phosphorylation. Gene Ontology annotation, molecular function: protein serine/threonine kinase activity; ATP binding. The record is from RefSeq and is a predicted model, not a curated record.